AUGCUUAGCAUCUCUCGCGUUGUGGCCUUAUGCGCUGCGUUCGCGACACUCGCCAACGCCGCCACCCACUACGAGUACAAGACCGUCGACGUGGACUACAACUUCGACGAGAAUGAAGAAACCCCGCGCAGUGUCAUCAUGAUGAUUCCCGACGGCACGGGACCCAACGUGUUCACCCUUGCGCGAACUGUUCUCGACCCGACCCUGAAGACUCGGCUGCACAUUGACCCGCACCUCAUGGGCACCGUCCAGACGCACUCCUCCACGAGCUACAUCACGGACUCCGCUGCGUCCGCCACUGCCUACUCGACGGGUUACAAGACGUACGACUCGGCUAUUGCUGUGGACACGUACGAGCAGCCGCUGGGCACUGUGCUGGAGGCAGCCAAGGCGCGUGGCAUGGUCACCGGUAUGAUCGUCACCUGCCGCGUGACCCACGCCACCCCCGCGUCGUUCGCGUCUCACGUCAUUGACCGCGACUCGGAAGACGACAUUGCUGCGCAGUACGUCGCGAACAAGAACCUGGACUUCUUGCUUGGCGGUGGCCGGAAGCACUUCAACGACUCCAUGCUCGAAGACUUGCACGCUAACGGCUACACUGUUGCCAACAACUACCAGGACCUGCUCGACUACCAGUCGGCUAACCAGGAGUCGGGAGCGCUGCGCUUGUUCGGUCUUUUCCACGAGGACCACAUGUCGUACGAGGUCGACCGUCUCCGUGAACUCGCCGCCAGCAACACCACCUCCCGCGAGCCAAGCCUCCCGGAGAUGGUGGACAUUGUGCUGAGUCUCCUCCGCAAGAACGAGCAGGCCAAGAAGCACGGCUACUUCGUCAUGAUCGAGGGUUCUCGUGUGGAUCACGCUGGCCACUCGAACGACCCUGGCACUAUGGCCAAGGAGGCGAUUGCCUUCGAUGAGUCCGUUGCUGUGGUGAUUAACCACGUGGAGCAGUCCCCCAACACGGCGAUGCUGUCGGCUGCCGACCACGGCACUGGUGGUCUCACGCUCGGACGCGGCCCUGCCUACCCGUACGCGUGGUACCCGACCGAGCUGCAGCUUCAGAACAUGUCGACGGAGGCCAUGCAGGAGCAGCUGGAGGUUGUUCUUGAGGGUGGCGACUGUGCUGUUGGAGCCAAUGAGACGUGCAAGGCAGCUCUGCUUACUUCGUCCAAGUCCCUCCUAACCAACUACACCAACGUCACGACGGUCACGGACGAAGAGGUGGUCGAGCUCGUCACGCAAAUUGCGACGGCGGUGGACGAGACGCGGGACUUGGAGGACGUCAUGAUUGAGCUGGGCCACGUGAUCAGCCUGCGUGCUGCCGUGGACUGGACUACGGUGGGCCACGUUGGCACGGACGUGAACUUGUACUGUAAGGGCCCGCUGCUCUUCGAGCGCAUGUGCAAGGGCGUCCACGAGAACACAUACCUGAACAAGCUCAUGACGAACUUCCUGGGCUUGGAGCACCAGCAGGAGCUGGUGACACUCAAACACCGCAACAUCUCGGUACUCGAAGACCCGCUCGUCAUGUAG
This is a messenger RNA of Phytophthora sojae, 1533 nucleotides long. RefSeq lists its product as hypothetical. The record is from RefSeq and is a predicted model, not a curated record. Lineage: Eukaryota; Oomycota; Peronosporomycetes; Peronosporales; Peronosporaceae. The transcript has a single exon. Bases 1 to 1533 code for a protein of 510 amino acids. Gene Ontology annotation, biological process: dephosphorylation. Gene Ontology annotation, molecular function: alkaline phosphatase activity.